UUUAUUAUUGGAAAAGGUAAAAAGAUAUCUAUUUAUAGUUCUCAGCGGAGUGAUGAUCGUAAAUCCGUUAAAAAGUGCGAUUUGCAUCAUUCCAAUAGGAAGGGAGGACACUUGAUUUGAAUUGAAGUUUGUUUGCAGGUAGACUUAAAAGGAUAAACAUCUUCAAAAGUUAUCAGGCGAAGACAUAAAUGUAUUAUUACACUGUUAUAUUAGAACCACGUGGGAUAUGGGAGGAAUUAAUACGAAAGUAUAUUGAUUUUUGAUGCUAAUAAAUCCAGGACAGAAAGAAAAAAGUUCGUUAUAAUACUUAGAUAUACAGUUGGGAUUUUUUCUCUCGUCAUGUCGAACACAUAUGAAAAAAUUCUAAACGUGAUAUCCAAGCCACCGGCUUUCCGACAGGACUUUGAGAUCCAGACACUGAUGCCAUGGCUCCGAAAACAGUCACAGUUGUUCUCACAACUCAAAACAGAGUACUUGAAAGACAUUCUAAGAAACUGCGGACAAGUUACUUUUAACAAAGAUGACAUAAUAAUCAAACAGGGAGAUCAGGGGGAUUGUUUUUACAUGAUUCUGGGUGGCAAAAUCUCAAUCUACAUCCUCAACAAGGAGAAGAAUGAAGAGGGGGAUGAGACAGUACCCCUUGACCAGAUUGGGACCAGGAAUGCCAAGGGACAGCUUGACAGGUCCAAAUUAGGAAUAUUUGUCACCCAUCUAGGAACGGGCGUUCCUUUCGGAGAUGUAGCGUUAAUGUCCGAAGACUGUGUCCGAACAGCCACGAUUAUUGCCGAGGAGGAAACGGAUCUACUCGUGGUUGACCGAGCUCUAUAUAACAGAGCUGUGAAAGAGGUCCUGGCAAAAGAAUACGAAGACAAAGUGUCUUUCAUUAACAAUAACCCAUUGUUUUCUGCUUGGCCUCCCAGAUACAAGAAACAACUCACAAUGGCGAUGUUUAAGGAGGAAUUCACUUAUAAUACAACUCUAGUCAAACAGGGAGAUCCCGUUGAUAUUAUUUACUUUCUAAUCAGAGGUCACGUAGAGCUGCGCACUGACCCCGCAAUGCAUCCGGUACAAUACCCAAAAAUCUACCUCGACACCAUGAAUGAAGGUGAAAGACUGAUAAAACGUGACAAAGUUAGACCCCCUACGGAGUCGCAUUAUAACAUUAGUACUCACCUCAGGAAAAAAGACCACCAUAAGCACGUCAAAAUGUUUCUGCUUGGCAAGAACGAAAGUGUAGGGGAACUGGAAGUACUUCUGGGAAUGGAUACUUACAUGCAGACGGCAGUCUGCACGGAGAAGGUGGAAGUGUUAGUUUUAGAAAUGAAGCAUUAUGAAAGACUUUUUGUGAAGCGACAUCCCAGGACUAUAGACGACAUGAGAAGAAUUCUGGAAGUUAAACUAGAGACACGAAUGAAACUUCUCUCUAAUAAAACCGAAAUACCUUUUCUUUCUCGUGUGAAAACAAAAUUAAACAUGAUUAAUAAUCCACAACCUGUGGUGAAAAAGGAAAAAGAUCUUCCAUCGCAGAAAAUGGCAGAGAAAGAAUUUCUUAAUCAUAAAGGACCUCUCAUUGACAUGUAUGGUCCUGGGAGUGUGUUCUAUAUGAUACGCGUCCGUGAAAAAACGAAAGUCAAGGGAUUCGGUUCCAGAGAGAAAAGGAAACCUAAACAUAUCAAUAAAGAUUCCAACGAAAAUGAACAUUUGCAUGCAAUCAAGGUCCCACAAACUUUAGUGCUCGCUGCCCAGAUGGCAGGGGCCACAAAAGAUAGGGAAGUGCUCGAACGUGAAACCACUACCUCCAUACAAGCCCCCAGUUCGAAGGGGAAUCCCCUGGGAGCCAAGUCUUUCCGAAGGAUACAAAGUGCAAUCAAACCAGACGAAGAACCAAUGAACACAAAUUUAGAUAGUUUUGAAUUUGAUGACGACAAAGAGACAAGUAGGUCAUGGCCGCAUGAGACUCGUUAUGGUACCACUGUGUCCUUCAUGGAUGCUGAGGAUGACGUCAGCUUGUCAAGACUGGAAAAUAAAGUUCGAAAUUGGCUGAGCCACGGCAAUCCCAAAAGUGGUCCUCAAGUGACUCAGCUGCGACGCCUUGCGGUGGAGGAUCUGGAGAACACACCUAAACCAGGAAAUAGGGUUGUUGUGCACAAGCGCAGUCGGUCUACCCAUAGUUCCAGUAGCGGAAAUGAAGUGGAGAGCACAGCUUCCAAAAAAGAAUCGCCCCGACAGGAAGAGAAAUUCGACAAAUACCGAAUACUCCUCGCUCACUAGUUUAGCUAGCCAAAAAGAUAUUUAUACUUGCUCUUUUAUUUUAUACACCUGUUUUCGUAAUCAUUUAUGCUGUGUAAUAAAAAGACACUUUAUUUUUAUUACUUUUCUGAGGUAAACUAAAUUGCCUAAAUGCAACAUAAGUGCCAAUGAAAGUUUUCAUUUUAUUGAACAAAUUACAUGUGUAAAUAAAUCUCCCACAUUUUUAUGUAAAGUUCUAUCCUUUCUUUCACUUGCUUUA
Saccostrea echinata is the source of this 2509-nucleotide messenger RNA. RefSeq lists its product as uncharacterized. Lineage: Eukaryota; Metazoa; Mollusca; Bivalvia; Ostreida; Ostreidae. The record is from RefSeq and is a predicted model, not a curated record. Bases 340 to 2271 code for a protein of 643 amino acids. The transcript is spliced from 8 exons.